AUGGAAGUUGCGAGAGAGGUUUUAGGAGUUACAAAGGGAUACCCUGGGAGACGUAUAGGGGAUUGGUGGUGGAAUACGGAGGUCCAAGGAAAAGUUGAAGUCAAGAAAACGGCUUAUUUGAAACUAGUGGAGAGCACAAACGAGGAGGAAAAGAGGACAAAUUGGGAAUGUUAUAAGAAGGCAAAGAGAGAGGCGAAGUUAGCGAUUACGGCGGCUAAGACUGCUGCCUUUGGACGAAUAUAUGCGGAGCUUGGGAGCAAAGGCGGGGACAAGAAGUUGUACAGACUGUUGAACGAGGAGGGGGACAAAAGCAUUGUGCUGGGUGAGUUGGAGCACUCCGAGAGUCUGCGUGAUUUUGGCUAUUGUAGGCGUAUUAAGGUCGAAGAGGUUAUGGGAGUGAUGCGUAAGAUGAGCAGGGGAAAAGGGACUGGGCCAGACGAGAUCCCGAUGAGGAGUACAGAUGCUCCUAUUAAGAGGUGUGAGAGGCUGGCCGUGGAGGGGCUGAGAAGGGGUAGAGGAAGGCCGAAGAAGUAUUGGGGAGAGGUGAUUACGCAGGAUAUGAUGCUACUUCAGCUCACUGAGGACAUGAUCUAG
Messenger RNA from Nicotiana tabacum (common tobacco), 594 nucleotides. RefSeq lists its product as uncharacterized. NCBI's taxonomy places the organism in Eukaryota, Viridiplantae, Streptophyta, Magnoliopsida, Solanales, Solanaceae. The record is from RefSeq and is a predicted model, not a curated record.